This is a messenger RNA of Ixodes scapularis (black-legged tick), 4520 nucleotides long. RefSeq names its product enhancer of mRNA-decapping protein 3-like. Gene Ontology annotation, molecular function: mRNA binding. The record is from RefSeq and is a predicted model, not a curated record. Gene Ontology annotation, biological process: P-body assembly; deadenylation-independent decapping of nuclear-transcribed mRNA. Bases 354 to 1742 code for a protein of 462 amino acids. Lineage: Eukaryota; Metazoa; Arthropoda; Arachnida; Ixodida; Ixodidae. Gene Ontology annotation, cellular component: P-body. The transcript has 6 exons.
AACAGAAUCCACCCGUCCAUCCAUUUCGUGUGGCCUCCCAGCUUUUUGUGUUUUCUGCUACGCGGCGGAUCGACUUUCUGCGUUGGUAGUUGUCAAAAUACGUUUCCUUGGUGCCUUCUACUUGUUUAGCUGUUUGCAAAGUAAACCGAGCGGCCAGUCCGUUGGCACUGAGUAGUUUCUCUAAAACAAAAACAAAACAAAAAACUACAUCCUUCCCACCGAUGAUUCGUGACAUCGAAGCCGUCGCUCACGUUUGACACCUCUUGGACGGGACAAGAGCCAGACUUCGAUGACAUCCUGAUACGUAUUUGAUAGACGUUUCUUGAAAUAUCCAUGAAACAUUUGGCCAAGUCAUGAGCGACCAGUGGGUUGGCUGUGUCGUGGUGGUCGAAUGCGGUGACAUCCUGGGAACUUACCGAGGAAAAAUCGUCAGCGUGGACUCUGAGCGACAACAAAUCGUGCUCUCACAAGCCACCAGAAACGGCGUUAAGUGUCAUGUUCCUCAAGUCACCAUCUGUGCUCAGGACAUUGUCGAUCUCAACAUCAUCAAGGCGUGUGAUGGUGGUCCUACUGAGGAGCAGAGUGCGUCUCCGGUCAAUUUUCAUGACGUCAACGGUUCAAGAAAAGACACCAAAAAGAAAGGGUCGUUGACCCCCAAGAAGGCGGACGGGGCACGUCGGGUAGCCGCCAUGCGGGGUCGUGAUGAGGCAUGCUUCAACGCGCCAGUCGACAUGUCUCUCCUGGAGCACGACUUUGACUUCGAGAAGAACCUGGCACUCUUUGACAAGCGGGCCGUGUUCAACGAGAUUGAUGCGGCCAUGUCGUCGCGCCACACACCCUGCGCGGCGGAGCGGCUGGCCCCGGUGCCCGCGCCCCCCCUGGCGGCGGUGAUGCGGGCCGCUCCCGCCCGUUUCAAGUGUGACGAGAACGUCCUCGGUGGAGGAGGCUUGGAGUCAGUACAGCACAUCAGGGUCCCCUGCCCGCAGGAGAUUGACUACGUCACCGAUACCGGUCUUCUGGUUCCAAGCAUCAGCUUGGAGCUCAGGGCCAGGAUCCUGGAAGGAGCGUCCCGUUGUGGCUACGGCCCUGAGCGGCAGCUGGAGAUGCUGGGCAGGGCGGCUUCCGAGAUGGUGCUACAACUCCUGGGAGGCUGUCGCCGGCUGAACCCCCGCAACAGCCACCAGCGGCCGACGGUGGCGGUGGUGUGCGGCUCCCACCGGCAGGGCACCCAGGUGGUGUGCUGCGGACGCCAGCUGGCCAACCACGGGGUCAACGUCCUCCUCUUCAGGCUCCCCGACGCCCCCGGCGCAGCGGCGGACCCCCUGCUCCCCGCAGAACUGGCUCUCUUCCAGAGCAGUGGAGGGCGGCUGCGCCAGAACCUCUCCGAGUUGGCGGGCUGCACAGUGGACAUGGUCCUCUCCGGUCUGGACCCGGUGGACGGGUCAAAGGGGGUGGACCCCCGAUCCGCCGCCCUGGUCGCCGACUGGGUGCAGCAGAGCAAGGCGCCCGUGGUGUCCGUAGACCCGCCACCCCGUGGCGGCACCGCGUCCGCCCUCCUGACACCCCAGUGGGUGCUCAUGCCCGUGCUGCCGCUCGCUGUCGAGCCCCGGGUGGCGGCGGCGGCGGGACUCUACCUGUGCGACGUCGGGGUGCCGCGGAAGGUGUUCAAGGACGCAGGCGUCGAGUACGCGUCGCCGUUCGGAUCCAAGUUUGUGGUGGCGCUCCACGCGAAGGGGAAGUGAGGUUUUGGGCGUUUUAACUUUUGCGUGCGCGACUCUCGGAGACGUGCGUUCCUCGAGCCGGCUCAAAAUGGAUUCGCGACGGGUGUCGGCAGUCGACGCGAUGGAUCGCUUCGGCGUCGACGAUACAUCGCUGGCGUUGAACGACGGCCGGGUGCCUUUGGUGUCAACGACUCGAAUUACUUUUGUGUCGAGGAGGGACUGCAAGUGUUUGAACAGUGUUUAGAAGUUAGCAAUGAAAGCAUCAAAGCAGCGAGGUUUUGUCGCGAGUUGGAAGCGGACUUGCCCAGUGCGCCAUGGGUCGUGCUGCGAGUUCAGAACCAAGUUCAACCACUGGGCGUUCUUUAACCUUGGCAAGAGACAAGUUGAAGUCGGAGUGAAAAUGAUCCGAUGGCUUCUGAGUCAGCGUCAUCAAACACGUUUUUCGGAUCGGAGCGUGCAACCGACAAUUACGAGGGAGGGCUUCGCUCCGAAUCAAACCUGCGUUGUGGAAUGACCAGAAGUGUAGGGUAAGGUCAACAACCUUUUUUGUGUGGGGGGGACCAUGAUGUCUGUUGGGGUUUGGGUACGGUUUUGUGUGGGUUUUCAGAAUGAAGCAACUUCGUUUCACAUUAAGACUGUUUUUAUUCCGUAGAUUUGUUUUUUCUGUACCCUGUGCUUCAAAAUUUUUGAGAGCGAGUUUGGGGCCUACCCACUUUUCUGCAAAGUUUGUGCGCUGAUAAGGUGAACAAUGUGUGUAGCCACGGCGAUUUUACACAUUUGAUUUCUGUUACAGGAGUACAAGUUGCUUAACUCCCAUUUCAUUCGUUAUUGUUUCCCCUAGUAUAGGAGAGGGAUGCAGUGUAGAGGUCUUUAAGCUGUAUGACAGAAAAACUACAGGUAGUUGCCUUGUAGCUUCUUAACUAUUAUUGUAUAAUGACUUUGAUGGCGUAUGAUAACAAAACAUAUUUCCAUCGCUACUUAUGUCUGGUGCUCGAUUUUUUUUUUUAGGCAUGGUGUUGUUGUAGUAUUUAUAUGUUUCACAUUUCUUUUUAUUAAUUACUUCUUUUAGCUUGGUGAGGCAUCCUACCUUGUCGUUUUUAAUCAAACCCUGGCACCAAACAUUUCAGAUAAUUUAAAACUGCUCAAACAUGCUUCAGUGUUUUUAUGUGCAAUUUUGUGUGUGCACACUUUUGAGGAUGUGAAGAGAAAGCUGGUGGUUUUUGAGCAAAGUCUGAAGAAAAGUUGGCUGUUUUUAGAGACUGCUGUCAUACAAACCUGCUAUUAGUUUUUGCAACACCAAAGGUUGGAUAAUGUUGAAUCUACAUGUUAACUAAAUUAGCAAAACUUUUCUGUUCAAGGACUGUUCUGGAUCUCAAUCUUCUGCAUUGGAAUCCAAAUUCCAGAUGUCUAAUAUUAGACAAUCUACCUAUCCAAGUUUUUCUAACUUGGGUUGUUAAGCUCACUAUAUCUAAAGAUAGUCCACAAACUUGCAAAAAGAAUCAAUUGCUUUUGUCCAAGAAACGUUCCUAACGGUGCUUGCCUUUUUAUGUCACUUCUCAUGAUCUACAUAAUACCAUCUCAUUCUCACACCAAAGUCUCAGAAAUUUCAGCCAUUAAUUAAUGUUAUGAGACGGACAGUUACGUGGCCGUAAACCUUGUGAUCCCAUAAAGACGCACAACUGUUUCAUUAGAAAGUUUAAAAACCUUGACUCUGGGGGAACCAGUGGAACAGUGUAAAAACAGGCCAAACGUUUUGGGGUGUUUGUUAAUGUCUGUGAAAUGUCAGUCUUUGUGACAUUGCCUCUCGCGAUUUCAGCGUCGUGUCGCGUCAUUCGCAAACUUCUUUGAAUUUGUGUGUUUUUCUCAUCACGUUGGUUUUGAGUUCCUCAUGACACUUGUCACCAUGUUCAGCAAAGUAACCUUGACAUGUAAAGCUUUUCGAAUUGUCAACUAUUCAUCUUGUUGUCGAUUGUUUCCUUUGUUUUGCAACCUCGUAUUAUAUGGGUAUUUUUCGGUAAUGCUUUUUAUACUGCGUUUAGUUGGUUUCCCACGGACAAAUCACUUGUCAUAGAUGAAGAAGUGAGAAACUGAUGCUAGUAUCGAGAAAGCACAGAUGUGUCAUCCUAACGAUAAAUCUCUCAGCGUAAGCUCGCUGCAGGGUUUGUGUCGACUUGACAAGCAAUCUUCAGCUGCCGUUAACAUUAUUUUGAAUUUCCAAUCGGUUGCGAGUUCAGAUCUCUCUCUACUAAGAUGUAGUACCCCAUUACUUCUCCACUCGUAGAUGUCACGCACAAAAUAGAAAGGUGCAGUUCGAAGCGGAGUGCAGAAUCCAGCAACUAUGCAUAGUAGCCGGACAAAAAUCCCUUGCAGUUCUUAACGUGUCUAAUAGGAAGAAUAAAAAAUUAAAAACGGAUAUUUUCUAUCAUGGGACGGCAGCUAGUAAGUGUAGACUUUACCUGUCAGGCUGACCUUAAUAUGUGUACAAUAUGACAAUGCCCAUAAUGAAAAUAACCGUUUGAGAGCAGUUGCGGCUUGCUCUGUAUUGCAGGUUUUUGCAGCCCGUUUUGCAUUUUAAACUUUUUUUCUCGAGCAUACCCUAUUUACUGGAUGGAUAAGCAAGGUCAUUGUCUAAUCAUAUAGUAUAGAACUCUCGCAUAAAUAAAAUGGCAUCUUUUCAUGUAUAAAAAAGAACAACAUAAGUAAGUAUGCAUUUUACUAAAGUCAUUGGAAUUGACAGGGAAUUUUGUGUGUGUUAAUGGCUCCUACUGAUGAAUACUAUUAAAUGAUGUGGUACAACUG